AUGACUUCGCCAAAAAGUACCCAAAAAAUAACUGAUAAACUUGAACAAAAGAAUGAACAUCUCGUACAUGAAUAUGUUAAAGUUCUCUUCAAGAAAUGGGGUGACAAAUGGCUAACAAUUGCACCAGGUGUUAGCAGGCACAUUUUGAAUAACGCUGAACGUUUUCAUUACUUAUUCAUUGAUCAAGAAGGCAAAAAAGAUAUUGUAGUACUUGUCGAUAGAUUUUUAGAAUAUGUUGAUGGAAAAUUUAUUGGUGACUGUUCAAAAGAAAAUGCUCUACUUUCUGGUACUACUGACAAGCGAAUUAAAAACGAUUGGACCUUGUUUUCUGGUUGGAUGGAUAGGUUAGAACCAGUCAUUGCUCAAUUUGUCUCCACCUAUAAGGCAGAUGUUGAUGAAAAAUUCUGUGAAAAUAAAAUUAGGAAUAAUGAAAUUGAUCCUGAUAAUGUGUCUUCUGGAUUAGUACAUGUUCCAUUCAAUUUGAUUACAGCAGGAGGGGUUACUUUUAAAUUAAGUUUUGCUGUAGGUUUUUUUGGUACUAGGCAAGUCAUUGGUUGGUACAUUUCUGAUGAAAGUAAAACGGACGAAAUUAAAAAUAUGCCAAAAGUCACUUUUAUCAAAUUUUUACAAAUGAAGAGGGCUUUGGAUUUAGUGGUGAUGGAUAUUUUAUUUAAGCACCAUCGGUUUGAACAAAUAACGUCACCAAAAAGUAUUCAAAAAACAACUGAUAAGCUAGAACAAAAAAAUGAACAUCUCGGACAUGAAGAUGUUAGAGCUAAAAAUAAGUAUGAUGUAUGGUUAAUGGUUGCUGAACAUUUUCGGUGCUUAUUCAUUGAUCAUGAAGGCAAAAAAGAUAUUGCAAUACUUGCCAAUGAAUUUUUAGAAUAUGUCAAUUGA
Molecule: messenger RNA, 897 nt
Organism: Diversispora eburnea
Lineage: Eukaryota; Fungi; Glomeromycota; Glomeromycetes; Diversisporales; Diversisporaceae
Source: the annotation of a GenBank genome assembly